Brassica napus (rape) is the source of this 1593-nucleotide messenger RNA. Its product is annotated as putative F-box protein At2g19630. The record is from RefSeq and is a predicted model, not a curated record. Lineage: Eukaryota; Viridiplantae; Streptophyta; Magnoliopsida; Brassicales; Brassicaceae. The transcript has 5 exons. The coding region runs from base 1 to 1593 and encodes 530 amino acids. Gene Ontology annotation, molecular function: protein binding.
AUGGCUCGUGUUGUCACUGACUCACGGCACUACCAAGCGUCUAGCCAAACCGAGCCUUUCUACAUUUACCACGAGAGUUGGAAUAUAAAGGAAAAGGAAGCCUUUAAAGGUAACAGAGCUUACACCUUUGUAGACCAUGCAGAGAAUGUGAAGCUUAUGCACAUUAUGCAGUUGCAAGAGAAAUUCAUUGGCAUAUUUCACUUGAUGAAUAUGAAGUUCUCGGUUGUCUCCUGUUUGGAGCAAUUUCUUUUACCUAUAUUUCCUCUUUUAUGGAGUGAAUUGGAAGCACAAGCAUUGUUGGUAUUGGAAGGAUCUUCCUCCCAACUAAUGCCCAUCUCUGCUUUUGGUACAGUGAUUGUGAUCCUUUGGAUUACACUAGAUGCAACUUUGCUGGAAGCUAGGGUUUACAGCAAGGUCAUCUCCGACAUGAAAUCUAAGCGCAAUAAGCGAACUAAGACCUUGUUGAAUGGAAGGGAAAACUCAGAGACGAUCCCUACUGAUCUCAUAAUCGAUAUACUGUCUAAACUGCCGAUGAAGUCCUUAGCUAGAUGUCGUUGCGUAUCGAAGCUCUGGGCCUCCAUAGUUGAUCUUCCCUGUACAACAGAGUUAUUCACCACCCGAGCUUCAGCUCACCCGCAGCUAUUGUUCGUCUACAGACAAAAAUACAAGCUUGUAUUCCUUUCGUUACCUCAGCCUCAGAAUCUUGAUAAGAACUCGCCUCCUGUAGCUGUCAAGCAUCUAUCGUGUAUCCCCUUUCGUGGUUCUUCUUGUUACGUUAGUGGUCAUGUCCAAGGCUUGGUAUCUCUUAGAGUUAUACAUAAGCGGAUGUCACUACAGAUAAUAUGUAACCCUAGCACAGGACAAGCUUUAACCUUACCGAAAAUAAAGAGUAGAAGCUUUAUAUUUAGGGUGAGAAGCAUUCUGGGGUAUGAUCCCAUUGAUAAUCAAUUCAAGGUAUUGUCCUUAUCAGGGUACUCAAAAAUAACUCCUCUUGAUCAGCAGCAUCAAGUUCUGACAUUGGGAACUCAAGAACUUAAAUGGAGAACGAUCAAGUGUUCCACACCCCAGCAUUCUUUCAAACACGGGAUAUGCAUCAACGGUGUUUUGUAUUGUCCAGUUCGUGCACCAGGAAGAAAUCAUAUGAUAGGUUGUUUUCACGUUAGGUCUGAGAAGUUCACUUUUAUUAAAGUGAAAACAACUUUUAUCAAAGCAGUCUUUCAUGGCACUCUGAUAAACUACAAUGGCAAAUUAGGUUCACUUGUAUCUGGUGGGUCUCGCUUCGCUGAUGGAGCAAGUAGAAGUUUUCAGUUGCUUGUUAUAGGAGAUUUUGAAAAGCAGGAGUGGUCCACGCAUAAUUACGUGUUACCUCGUCUUUGGAAGAACUUAGUUGGAAGAGCCGUGCUACGGUUAGUUGGAUUUGUUGGUACCAAUGAAAUUGUCUUCUCGCACCCUUCCCAGGUUAUCUACUACAAUAUCGAGAAACGUACUAUCCUAAAAGUUGCUAUCCAAGGGACAGAAGCGCCUCAGUAUAAUUUUGUCAUCACCUUUCUAAACCAUAUGGAGGAUCUCAAAUUUACGCAUGCGUUUAAGUAA